AUGGUAGUGUUAGAAGGAUGGUGGGGGGGGGGUUUGGGUGGGGUGGGGGUUUGGGGGUUGGGGGGUGUGGGGGGGGGGGGGUGGGGGUGGGGUUUGGUUGGGUUGGUAUGUGGUUUGGAGGUGAUGUUUGUUUUUGGGGGUGGAUUGGGUUGUGUGUUUGAGUUUUGGGGGGUGUGUGUGUUGGGGGGUUGGGUUGGGAUUGGAGUUUGUGUGGUGGUGGGGGGGGGUGGUUUUGGGGGGGUUGGUGGGUGGUAUAGGGUGGGGGUUGGGUGGGGUUGGUGGGGUGGUGUGGUGGGGGUUUUGGUUGUAGUUUUUGUGGUGGGGGAGGGUAUUGAAGGGGGGGGGGUGGGGUUUGUUGAGGUAGUUGGGUUGGUGGUGGGUUGUGUGUAUUGUUUGUGGUGUAGGGGGUUUUGUGUAGGGUUAGUGGUGUGGGGUGUGGUGGUUUGGUGUUGUGGGGUUGGGGUUUGUGAUGUUGUUGUUGGUUGGGGGAUUUGGUAG
Messenger RNA from Knipowitschia caucasica, 498 nucleotides. Lineage: Eukaryota; Metazoa; Chordata; Actinopteri; Gobiiformes; Gobiidae. The record is from the annotation of a GenBank genome assembly.